Messenger RNA from Leguminivora glycinivorella, 892 nucleotides. RefSeq lists its product as uncharacterized. The transcript has 5 exons. The record is from RefSeq and is a predicted model, not a curated record. NCBI's taxonomy places the organism in Eukaryota, Metazoa, Arthropoda, Insecta, Lepidoptera, Tortricidae. Gene Ontology annotation, molecular function: arylformamidase activity. Bases 38 to 892 code for a protein of 284 amino acids.
GGCAUAUUUAGGCGAGGGUAUUAUUAUAAGCGGUCAGAUGAGUGAUCCGACCGCCAUAGGUAUAGAUCUAUUCGACCUCUCGCACCCUGUUCGGUGGAAGGAUAUGCAGAACGUGUAUCUAGAGAUCGCAGCGCAAACACAAUGGCAGGUUUGCUACAACUGUGGCUUCCCUGAAAUGGGCACUUCUAUUCACUACCAAUACCACGGCUGGAACGCCAUGAAGCCGGCAGCCAUACCACUAAAUAACUUGCUGACCAGGCUGAUAGUCAUAGACGUAAGCUCCCUCGCGAAAAGCGAUCCAAAUCUCGUGCUUAGUUUGGACGAUGCUCGCCGCUUCCUCUCCGUGGAAAAUGGGCCUUUUCGACCCACGAUACUGCUGUUCAAGUUCGGAUGGCAUGAUCACCCGUCGUACGGUCUGGAUUUCAAAUGUUUCUGUCAGAUACCUGGAAUCAGCUUCGACCUAGCAGCGUGGAUAGCCGUGCAACUCAGCCAUGUGGUGGGUGUCGCCACUGACGCGCCAAGUCUGGAGUCAGAGGAGACACGGAACGCUACCGCUAAAACUGUGUCUGCUCUGUUCGGCAAAAGCGGUGUUUUCAUGAUUGAGAAUGUGGAUGCGAGAAGAGGGAGAGACAACACAGAUCCUGUUAUUCCUGGUACUCUCACGGGACGUCAAAGAGUACCAGAGGGGGAGAAUGUAGCGAGACAAAAUAACAUCACGCGCGAGCGCGCGGAUCCGAAUACUUUCUCGCUCGCACAUCACUACCUGUCACGAUCAGCGGACCGAUCUACCCGAGCGGGCGUGAAGAACUCCGAGCGGCGCGGGGAGCGCGGGCGGCGAGGAAACCGUAAUAAAAGGCGCCGCGCGGCCGCCGAUCAGUCAUUCUCUAGCUAG